Messenger RNA from Penicillium diatomitis, 534 nucleotides. Its product is annotated as small nuclear ribonucleoprotein-associated protein. NCBI's taxonomy places the organism in Eukaryota, Fungi, Ascomycota, Eurotiomycetes, Eurotiales, Aspergillaceae. The transcript is spliced from 4 exons. The record is from RefSeq and is a predicted model, not a curated record. The coding region runs from base 1 to 534 and encodes 177 amino acids. Gene Ontology annotation, cellular component: U2-type prespliceosome; U5 snRNP; cytoplasm. Gene Ontology annotation, molecular function: RNA binding. Gene Ontology annotation, biological process: mRNA splicing, via spliceosome.
AUGGCCGCCAACAACAAGGGCAAGAUGCAAAACCUCAUCAAUUACCGGAUGAGGGUUACUUUGAACGAUGGACGACAAAUGACCGGUCAGAUGCUGGCUUUUGACAAGCACAUGAACCUCGUCUUGGCCGACACAGAAGAAUUCCGUCGUAUCAAGCGAAAGUCAAAGCCCGCGGCCGGUUCCUCAAACGCGCCCCUCGUCGAAGCGGAGGAGAAGCGAACCCUUGGACUCACCAUUGUUCGUGGUACUCAAGUCGUCUCUUGCUCCGUCGAUGGCCCUCCUCCUGCCGACCCCUCUACUCGUCUCGGUGCCGGUGGUCCUGGCCCUGUCGGCGCUACAGCUACCCUUGUCACUGGUCCCGGCAUCAGCAAGCCCGCUGGUCGUGGCCUGCCCAUCGGGCUCGGUGGCCCCGCUGCUGGUGUCGGUGGACCUCCUCCUCCUCCUGGAGCGUUUGGUGGCUUCCCCCCGGUGGCUUCCCAGGUGCACCUCCUCCUGGUUUCGCUGGCCGCGGAGGACCCCCGGCGGACCUCGUAA